AUGCUCGGAGUACAGCCCCGCCCGUCCCGCUCGGCCGCCGCGGGCCACGCCCAAGAGGUCGGCGCACAGGGGCGGGGCUGGGGAGGGGCCGAGGGCCCGGAGCCCGCGUGGGGCGAGGAGCGCGGCGACCCCGAGGCUGUCCCCGGGCUGGACUCUGAGGCCCCCGCGCAGCCCGCAGCCGCCCGGGACGCCGGCACCGAGGGCGCGGCCCGGACUGACCCCCGGGACGAGAAGCUCGCGCUGUACCUGGCGGAGGUGGAGCGGCAGGACAAGUACCUGCGGCAGCGGGGCAAGUACCGCUUUCACAUUAUCCCCGACGGCAACUGCCUGUACCGCGCCGUAAGCAAGGCCGUGUAUGGCGACCAGAGCCUGCACCGCGAGCUGCGGGAGCGCACGGUGCACCACAUCGCCGACCACCUGGACCACUUCAGCCCGCUCAUCGAGGGCGACGUAGGCGAGUUUAUCAUCGCGGCGGCCCAGGACGGCGCGUGGGCCGGGUAUCCGGAGUUGCUGGCCAUGGGGCAGAUGCUGAAUGUGAAUAUCCACUUAACUACCGGAGGGCGGCUGGAGAGCCCCACCGUGGCCACCAUGGUUCACUACCUGGGCCCCGAGGAUUCGCGGAGGCCCAGUAUUUGGCUCAGUUGGCUCAGCAAUGGACACUAUGAUGCGCUGUUUGACCACUCGUACCCCAACCCGGAGUAUGACAGCUGGUGCAAGCAGACGCAGGUGCAGAGGAAGCGGGAUGAGGAGCUCGCCAAAUCAAUGGCCAUCUCCCUAUCCAAAAUGUACAUAGAACAGAAUGCAUGCUCCUGAGAUGCUUGCAAGCCCGGGAAGUGGCCAGAGUCGCGUCGGGGUGGGGGGAGGAUUCCAGAACUCUAAUCAGGGUAAUUGCGCUUUGAAAGUUGUGGCAUACUUACUCCAGGUGGGAUGCCUUAAUCAGAUUCUGAAUGUUCUCAAAGCCGGGCACCUGGUGAAGUUUCCUGACAGCUUUGGGUGAGCCUACUGCUACGUGUCAUUUGCUGUAUAAAGUGAGCACUACUUAAUUUGCAAGCUGAUGUCUCACGGUAUGAAUUUGUUCAUUCCCGGUAGUCUAUUUUCUAUCAGAAUGUAUUUUUGCACAUUUUUAAAACUUGGUGUACUUUGAGCUAUGAUGUGUUCCAUUUUAAGAAACGGCUUUUAAGCAUAAAUCCUGAGAUGUACUUUAUAUGAAAUUUAUGUUGAACAGUUUGUGAUUCAGUAGUUAUUUUGUCGAAAUACGUUUAACAGUUACUAUUCCGAUCGGAUGUUGACACAUUCAUGUUUCCAGAUGAUUGGCCCAUUCCAUUUUAAUGCCACCAGCGGAUUUGUUGUUCGGGGAAAUGUGAUUUUUCUAGAAAUGGUCAGUCUUCGGAGAGAAAUAUUCAGGGAGGGAGAACUGUGGAGUGAUUUUUGUGUUUUUUUAAGGACAGUACCACAUCUCUUGACUACAAGAAUGCUGUUUGCUGAUGGCAGGAUGACGACUUUGCUCUGGCUGAGGCUGAGCAGAGUGUCCGGUGCUCUUGUUCUAGUUUGUCUAUCUCUUAUGAAGAAAUUUAACAUGGUGAGAAAUCUUGUGACAAGUCCAACCUCCUGCCUUGUACAGCUUGGAUUCAACUCAGACUUAAAAAGCAACAGCGUAAAUUCCUGGACCCAACACUUUGAUAGUUAUUUUCUAGCAGGGGGUACUGUCUGAAUAGUUUGUUCUUUUCAAAUUCUUUCAAAAGGUAAAAUAGAAUUACCCUGUAUUAUGUAAAAAUGUAAACAGCUUGUAUGGUUUGCUGGGUCAAACAGUAUUUCCAUCCUAAAAAUCUGUUGCCACUUUAACUACCUUUAGUCAUAUUUAUUUAGUAAAGCAGUUUGUACUUUUUUAUUUUGUAACAUUUUGUGAUUUUUUUUUGUACAAAAAUGUGUUUGUACAAUAGAGCAGUUCUCAGCCGAUGAAAUGAAUGAAUAAAAUGUAUGCUUUUACAUCUU
Nannospalax galili (Upper Galilee mountains blind mole rat) is the source of this 1992-nucleotide messenger RNA. RefSeq names its product OTU deubiquitinase 1 (gene Otud1). The record is from RefSeq and is a predicted model, not a curated record. Bases 1 to 813 code for a protein of 270 amino acids. The transcript is spliced from 2 exons. Gene Ontology annotation, molecular function: cysteine-type deubiquitinase activity. NCBI's taxonomy places the organism in Eukaryota, Metazoa, Chordata, Mammalia, Rodentia, Spalacidae. Gene Ontology annotation, biological process: protein deubiquitination.